AUGGCGAUUGCUUGUGAUUCAAGUAUUUUGCGCUGUAAAGAUCGGCGAGACGAAGUUAAAAGUGAAUUUUCAGCACGUGAAGGACGAUACAAAAUUUCAUCAGUAAUUGAUCAUCUUGGGAAACAUUGUUCAACGUAUACAACGACUCUCAGUGAACCGGUGAAGAUAACCUUACUACAGCGAACACAACAAAUAGUUCAUAAUUCCACGAAUCAGAGUAAUUCAGCAAGUGAAACAAGUUCUAGAAGAUCGUCAUCAUUAACAGCCAAUGAUAAACCACCGAAUUCUAAUGUAGAUGGAUCAGGUGAUUAUUUAACAAAGCAAAGCAUUUCUAAUGGUGUAGAAACAGGUGGAACAAAUGGCUAUGCUGUACAAAACGGAAAUGUUAAUGGAACUAUUUUGUUAACAGAAGUUUUAGCAUUUAAUGUUGGAAGAGAGCUACUCGUUUAUGAAUUUACUGAAGCAAAACAGCCAAAUUUUGGUGAAGCUAUUGAUCAUCGAGCGUAUAAACCCGGUCACUUACCAACAUGUCAUGAUAUAACACAACGGCAACACACAAAUGGAUUACACAUUUUAGUUGGAUUCUCAAAAGGACAAAUACAAUAUAUUAAUACUCAUACAAAAGAUCAAAAAGUUUUUAAUGAAUCGAGUUAUUUGGAUAAAACAAAAGUAACGUGUAUCAAGUGGCUACCGUCACCGAAAACCUGCUAUUUCGUUGCAUCGUAUUCAAGUGGUUGUUUGUAUGUGUUUGAUGAACAAAUAGCUUAUCAACGUGAUAAUAAUAUCCCACCUGUUUAUUCAACAAUAAAAGACGAUGAAAAAAAUUUUUCCGUUUCUUAUACAAAAUCAAAACAAGCACGAAAUCCCGUAUCACGUUGGUCAAUUGGAACCGGGAGUAUAAACGAAUUUUCAUUUUCGCCCGAUAAUGUCUAUUUAGCUACCCUUUCUUGGAGUCCUGAUGGCAAAUACGUGGCUACCGGUGGAGAAGAUGAUUUCCUAACAAUAUUUUCCUUGGACAAUGAUCAACAACAUCGUGUUGUAUGCCGUGGUUAUGGUCAUACAUCGUGGAUAAACAGUAUCUCAUUUGAUCCCUAUAUGAACGCUAAAACCUAUUACUCAUCGCAUCAUUCAUCGCUGCCAUCCUCUGAACAACGAGCAAACGGAUGUGAAUCGGGUAUUUCAAAUUCCUCAUCAGGAUCGUCGGGCGACUCUCGUGAUCAUGCACCUUGGUCAUCGGAUGGUUGCUUUGAAAAUAAUAUGCCAUCUAUAUUUUAUCGUGUUAUCUCUGUUGGACAAGAUAAUCGUUUAUGUAUGUGGGACAUAACCGAAGAUAUCUUAAAAGUGAAUAAUAAGCUUUCCCAUCAACGUCAACGUUCAUCAUUAUACCCAUUAUUACAAACUCCAUCGUUACCUAAUCCACAGCCUCAAUCAGCAGUUAAUGGUUAUUCGUCUCUCUCUGACACAACCGUAUUUUAUAGUCCCACGCAAACAACUUCUAAAACAUCAUUUUCUUCGCUGACAAAUCGACUGUCGUUUACAAAAAAUUCAAAAGUAAAUAAAGCGGAACCCACCACUAAUUACACAUACGCAAAUGGAAAUCAGUCAAUGGCGUCAAUAAGCACGAAAAAACAGCGUAAGUUAUCGUCAUUAUCAAAUCAUAGUCAAAAAACUAAGGCAACAACAACAGAUACAACGAACGAUACGAGUUCCACAACGGCCCCGAUGAAUAUAAAUACACAGAAUAACUCGAACAAUAAUAGUUUACCUCGACGGACAAAUGCGGAUUUAACGAAAAAUACGUUUGGUACUCAUCUGUGUCCAAAAUUAGGCGAUAUUCAAUUAAUUGAGCCAGCUGUAAUCGAAUUAAUAUCGAAUGAACGCGUUUCAUCAAUUAUAUUUCGUGAAAAUUGUUUUUUAACCGCGUCACAAGACGGAAUCAUCGCCGUAUGGGAAAAACCAAAACUAGCAAAGUUUGUUAGUUUCCAUUUAAAAGUUGUUGAUUUUUUUAUCCAGAUAUGGCUCGUCUACCACCAAGCACAUUUUGGCAGAGAAAUGGAAAAGGAAUACAAAGAGGGACAUAUCCCAACGUCUGUUUUUUUUGAUCAACUCGAAUGCAGUCGUUCAACAAGUGUUGUUCCAAGAGGUUUACCUAAAAUGAAAUGUUUUGAAAAUUAUAUGGGACUAUUAGGUGUAUCAAACAAUCAUCAUGUUGUUGUGUACGAUCGUUCACCAUUUGGUUUUCUGGGAGCAGCACGAGCUUGGUGGUUGCUGCGAGCAUUUGGUCAUGAGAAUGUGUCGAUUUUAAAUGGAGGCCUAAAUAAAUGGGUGGCUGAUAAUAACAAAUUAGCUAGUGAAGGUCCCAUCUAUGAGCCGGAUAAAUUUACUGGUGCAUUAAAUCCUAAUCUUAUUCGGGAAUAUCAAGACGUUACAGCAUCAAUUAACGGAGAUGAGAGUGAAAUACUUGUUGACGCACGUUCAUACGAUGAGUAUAUUGGGAAAAAUCGAUCUAAAAUUCCUGGAGCACAUUCGGGCCAUAUCCGUCAAUCAGUCAAUAUUCCUUAUUCCACAUUAUUCGAUCAAAAUGAUCAAUGUUUAAAACCAACAGAAGCGCUUAAAGAAAUAUUUGAUGCUGCUAAAGUAGAUUUAACAAAACCGGUGACGUAUUAUUGUAACACCGGCACAACAGCAGCUAGCGUGGCAUUUAGCGCUUAUUUGCUUGGCCAAAAAAAUACUCAAUUAUACUAUGGAUCUUGGACCGAAUGGAGUCAACGUGCCCCUGAUCAUAUGAUAGAGAAAGGCGAUAAACAAAAAAACUGA
This is a messenger RNA of Didymodactylos carnosus, 2817 nucleotides long. The record is from the annotation of a GenBank genome assembly. NCBI's taxonomy places the organism in Eukaryota, Metazoa, Rotifera, Eurotatoria, Philodinida, Philodinidae.